Messenger RNA from Monopterus albus (swamp eel), 1834 nucleotides. RefSeq names its product brain and acute leukemia cytoplasmic protein. The record is from RefSeq and is a predicted model, not a curated record. Gene Ontology annotation, cellular component: cytoplasm. The transcript is spliced from 3 exons. Bases 189 to 578 code for a protein of 129 amino acids. NCBI's taxonomy places the organism in Eukaryota, Metazoa, Chordata, Actinopteri, Synbranchiformes, Synbranchidae.
ACUGGUCAGCUGCUGUCUGUGGAGAGCAAUAGGCUAUGAGCCAGCAGCAACAGCACCUCCGACAGGCGAUGGAAACAGAGACGCGGAUGGAGCUGCAGUAGCUACAGAUCCGGGGAGGAUGGUGCACCUAUUAUGAGACGAACCAAGCCGUGUUUAUCCCGUGUCAGCUGCAGCAACACGGGCCGUGGAUGCUUUUCCCGAUGGGUUGUGGAGGGAGUCGGGCGGACGCGAUCAUCGAGCCGAGGUAUCAUGAAAGCUGGACCAGGGAUACGGAAUCGACGUGGCUUACCAAUACGGACGUAGAGACCCCUCUCCCUGUAGCAAACGGCAAAGCUCUGGAGGCCAGCCUGAGGGAGAAGAGGAUGGUGAACACAGGCACCCAGUGUGGAAAGCAGGCUCUCCCCACCACUGGCUCCAACCAACAGAGGAGACCCAGACGCUCCUUGACUGAUCAAACCAUUCGUGACUCUAAAAGGAGGGCAUCAAAAGAAGCCAGCACUUUGUCUAAGGAUGAGCAGCCCUUCAGUAGCAACAGCAGUGGAGAUGCUGAACCUGGAAACGUGUGCGAUGAAAGAUGAAGACAAGUCCAGAUUGUGUGAGGAGGGAGAUGUCAGCAGUUCACCAGAAGAUGGGAUGGUGAUUUCCAGACAUGUGGAAGAUAUUUGCUAGUGACUUUGUGAGAUCUUGGCUGCUGAUCUCAGUGACCGACAACAUAAGCACCUGCAUAUAUGUCUCCAUCCAGAGAUCUCGGGAUGCUGUGUCUUUGUCAUGCCAUUGCAAAUGCAUGUGUGAAGCAGAGAGUGGGUCACGAACAGUGUUCACACUCUUCACCAUGCUUUUCUCCCAUGCUUAUGGCGCUGGUCGGGAAACAUGUCACUGUGUUUAAGAAAACAAGAACAGACAGUCCCAUACGCACAUGCUAAUCAUAAUCUGCACAUCAAAUGUUUUUCUGUGUGGGGCCUUCCUAAAGAAUUUGCUUGAGUUCUUUGUGCAUGUAUAUUCCUUUUGUUGUGAGUGAAAAAUAAUGGUGUGGGAACAAACGAUGAUGCAGUUUUGACCUCAGUAAAUGCUGUUAAUGAUUUUCAUUUUGAAGAACCUGGAGUGCUGUUUAGAAGCUGAGAUUUGGGGGUUUGAAGCCUGAAAGUUGAAACUGUCUUUUUUCAGCCUUUGCAAGACAAACACACCCGCAUGUGCCUACGAUUUGUCUUGAUAUGAACUGCUUCUGUACUCACUUUGGCAGCAUUUUUAUUAAUCUUUGUUCAGGGUUAUGUGAUCUCCAGUACAUUUUCUGUUGUGUUUUAUGAUGAUACACUUUAUUGUUGACCACAUAUUGUAACAAUAUGCUUACACUGAUCUGCAUGUACUGUAUCAGUUGAUUCAGUAGUGGUUGACAAAAGUCUCUGCUCGAACAUAAUCAAGAUGUUUGAGGAAGAACAGUCUGCCUUUCCAAUACACGUGUAAAUAGGAAAACUGCACUAAGAAGUACAUUCAGGAGUCGAUUCAGGAUGGCAGCUGGAGUCUUGCUAAUUGAAGGCCCCCCAUGCAGAAGAUCAUUAUUCACAGCAACCACUUGAAGAAAACCAUUGAAUAGAAAUAAAAGAUGCUCAGUUCAGCUUUGCUGGAGCGUAAGUAAAAUCUGAUGGGCGUGACUUGUCAGUAAAUUCAGAAUUUGACUUAACAUUUUAUGCUUCUAGCUUUACUAUUGCUUGUCAAGAGUUUUUGAUGAUUCAAUGAAAUGAUAAUGGUGAAAUGUAUACAGGUCAAAUCAGGACUGGCCACAUUUUUUCUUAUUUGUAUUAAAAAUUGUUGUCACCUUCUUAAGAUGUUAAACUUA